CGAGGAGAUGGCGCUCCUCAUCCAGGACCUCCUCGACACCUUCGGCGGACCAGCAGGACGCGACACCCUGGACGUCCCGUUGCUUGAUGCUCUCCGCAUCCAGGACAUCUGGAGCACGCAGAGGCGCCACCUCAGCUGCAUUAAGGACCCACCGGGGGUGCGGCUUUACACCGAAAUCGGCAGGCUGACCAAAGGCGGGGUCAGCCUGCCGAUCUACCGCUGCGCGAGGGGCUCCACAUCUCUGGAGUCCUUCCACCUCCACCUCAACCGGUUCAUCCCAGGGACGUCGGCCAGCGCGAAACAUUUCCAGGCGUUCCUGGUUGAUGGACUGGUGAGGUGAAACGAAGACCGCGCAGCAGCUGCUGCACCUCCGGUUGCAGAUGAGGGACAGGUGACGCCUCUGCACUCCUACAGUGGCCACCUCAAGCACGCCCUUAACCUGAAGAGCCAAAGGGUGCUUGGCCUUCAGAUGGUUAGGGAUUUCACAAAGCCUGCUGCGUACACAGGGGAGCUCAUCGGGGUGGAGUACCUGUACCAGCAGACGGGUUGCGUGCUUGAGGAUGUCAGCUUGGACCCUGACACUCCGGACGAGGCUGCUGCUGUCACCGCGCUGGAGGAGGUGGACGAGGGUAUAGAGGAAGACGUGGAGGACCCCACCAUCUUUGGGCCAGCUACCCUCUCCACCCGUGCAGCAGCUCGGUCAGGUGAUCCAGCUGACGCACCCAGGUCUGAGCCAUCCGGUCCGGCCGCCCCUACCCGACAUGCCUCUGCUGAGGCUCCUGGAAGCCCGACUCCUGCUUCCCAUCAUUCCUCAGACUCUGAGGAGGAGGUCCAGGGUCCUGAUGGCCAGCCAGGAUACCAGCACGUCCUGAAGCUGGCCAAGGCCCUGGUGGAGGUCAGGAGCCUUCAGGGUCUGCCAGACAGCAGGGUAGACAGGCUCAUCGCCCUCUGGCAGGCGUUGCCAGAGGGCGAUAAACAGCGAGUCGUCUACCCUGCCAGACACCAGGAGAGGCAGACCAAGGGGCGGUUCAAGGCAGCCAAGGGGAAGAACACCUCCUGUCCUGGGAAGGAGAGUCUCCAACGCUGCCUGCUCGGACAGACCUCGGGCCCUGCAAACUGGCCAGAUGCAAGUCGUCUGGUGGAGGCCAUUUGCAGCCAGCUCUGCCGUCUGCAUCCCGGGGCCACGCGCACGGGAGGGACCCUGAAGACUCGGUGGUCCCUCAUCCUGGCGGACUACGUGGCCAUAAGAGAGGUGGUGCUGGCGAGCCCGAGGCUGAUGGCUCAGACCAACAUUCAGCUGUUUGAGUUGAACCAGCGGACUCUGUCGCAAUGGUUCACAGGGAGACAGAGGAAGUGGGGGAGGGCCGUUUUGGAGCAGGGAUCUGGCGUCGUCCCUGCUCCAGCCAUCGCCAGCGAGCCCCUACCCGCUGCAACAGGGCUGUCCUCGGUUCAGGUGGGACAAGGACAGCCCUUUCACUUUGACAUCCCUGAGGAGGAGCCAGGUCCAUCCUCCAGGGAUAAUCGGGCUGCGCCGCCUCCUCUUCCGGUACCCAGGACCACAGCCUACAGGAAGAGGAAGGCGGCGGCAGCGGCAGCUGCAGGAGAGGAGCCUCCACCUGGAGCCAGACCCCGCCAGCAGCCGCUGCAGUACACCUGCAGAAAGUGUGGCCAGCCAAAGAGGCUGGACACUGGCCACACUCGAAUUGCUGGUGUGGCGUACUGCGCGGCUGUUGGUGGAAAGACUGUGGACGAGUGGAGGGAGGAAAUGAGGAAAAAAAAGGACUAA
Molecule: messenger RNA, 1786 nt
Organism: Melanotaenia boesemani (Boeseman's rainbowfish)
Lineage: Eukaryota; Metazoa; Chordata; Actinopteri; Atheriniformes; Melanotaeniidae
Exons: 7
Coding region: 470-1786 (438 amino acids)
Source: RefSeq, a predicted model, not a curated record